Molecule: messenger RNA, 312 nt
Organism: Linum tenue
Lineage: Eukaryota; Viridiplantae; Streptophyta; Magnoliopsida; Malpighiales; Linaceae
Source: the annotation of a GenBank genome assembly
AUGGCACGGUUGGAGUCGAUUAGGCAUUUUGAAGGCAUAAAAGUCGAUCGCCAACUCAUCACCGCAUUGGUGGAGAGAUGGAGAAAGGAGACACAUUGUUUCAAAUUUCGCGAAGGAGAGUGCACCAUCACGCUAAAGGAUGUCGCCAUCCUAACUCAUCUGCCCAUCGACGGAAAAGCGGUGUGUGUGAGUGAUCAUCCCCCGAGGAUCGUGACGGUAUCACCGGUUGGCAGCAUUUCAUCCACAGUGUUUUGUGGGCGAAAGUACCAAUCAAGGGGAGCGUUGAUGCGACGGAUCGCUUGCCACCAUUGA